AUGUUCUUUAUCACUGGUUCUUUCUUUCUUUCAUUUUUUUCUUUCAUUUUUUUCUUUCUUAUUUUUUCUUUCCAUCUUUCUUUCUUUCUUUCUUUCUUUCUUUUUUUCUUUUUCCCGCUCAUUCCAUAUUUCAAUGAACAUCUUUCUUUCUUUCUUUCUUUCUUUUUCCCGCUCAUUCCAUAUUUCAAUCAACAUCUUUCUUUCUUUCUUUCUUUCUUUCUCCCGCUCAUUCCAUAUUUCAAUCAUCAUCUAAAGCGGACAAAUGUGUUUUUUAGUCAACCUCUCUCCCUCCAGACAUACAUCCAGACAGCAGCCAACGAGUCUCACAGCAGCUGGUCUGUCCGGCUAGAUAUCAGCCUACCGCGUGUACUUACUUCCGGUGAAACAUUCAGCAGUCAAUCUCUAUACAUCCUUCCAUUAAUAACUGUUUCAGCCUCCCCGCUUUCUGUUUGA
Acanthosepion pharaonis is the source of this 453-nucleotide messenger RNA. Lineage: Eukaryota; Metazoa; Mollusca; Cephalopoda; Sepiida; Sepiidae. The record is from the annotation of a GenBank genome assembly.